Molecule: messenger RNA, 2395 nt
Organism: Neocloeon triangulifer
Lineage: Eukaryota; Metazoa; Arthropoda; Insecta; Ephemeroptera; Baetidae
Product: aurora kinase C-like
Exons: 8
Coding region: 188-1609 (473 amino acids)
Biological process (GO): mitotic spindle organization; regulation of cytokinesis; protein phosphorylation
Cellular component (GO): spindle midzone; spindle pole centrosome; spindle microtubule
Molecular function (GO): protein kinase activity; ATP binding
Source: RefSeq, a predicted model, not a curated record
UUUAAAUGUCAUUUUCAAAUUUACGCGCCACCGCUCUAACCUCCAACGGACGGACGAACGGACAACCUUCCCGUCCAAAGUUCACGCAUGGAAUUUUGUCGACUUUUCACGAAAAAUAGCUGAGAAUUUCGCUUUAGAAAGCCGGUCGUCCAUUUAACGAGAGCAGUGUGUGUCCGGGCCGAGGACGAUGGCAGCGAGUCUGCGAGGGAAAGAGAACCGAAUCCGCAUGGGGACUUCGUCUCGGCCGUUGAGUGCGUCGGCCGAAGCGGUCUCGAGUGUCUCGACGGCUGCGGCCCAACCUGUUCCCCGUCAGGCAGCAGCAGCAGCAAGCUUGGCUAGUGUGGGCAGCAACGUGCCUCGACCCUUGCCCAGGGCGAGGCCUCUCUCGGCUCCUCUGGUCAUCAAAAAGACGGCGGCCGCUCCGUUGAAAACUGGAAGCACAUCGCUGGCGACUUCGAACAGACCUGCGUCGACGUCCAGCACCAAACCUUACCCAGUUCCUGCACCUCGGAAAAGUGUGCCCAUCGUGAGCUCUACAAAAUCAGCUGAAGCUCCAUGCAGUGCCCCGAAGCCUUCGCAAGCACCUGAAGUGAAGGUUGAGACUCCGGGCACAUUUAUAAAGCCACCUGCUCCACCUGCUAAGAAACCGAUUGGCCCAGCGGGAGACGCUCCAGUCUCGACCACAGCCAAAGCCUCUACCUCACAAGAAAGCUCGAAGAAUGUCGAAGCUAAAAAGGAGCAGCCAGAAACCAAAAAUGGGAAACGUUGGAAGUUGGAGAACUUUGACAUCGGCCGAGGUUUGGGCAAAGGAAAAUUUGGCCAGGUGUACUUGGCGAGAGAGAAGGUGUCUCAGUUCGUUGUUGCCAUCAAAGUGCUGUUCAAGUCGCAAAUCAAAGAGGCCAAAGUUGAUCACCAGCUGAAAAGAGAAAUUGAAAUUCAAACACAUCUACGGCAUCCAAACAUCCUUCGCAUGUUCGGCUACUUCCACGAUGAUGCUCGGGUGUAUCUCAUUCUUGAAUAUGCUCCUGGCGGAGAGUUGUAUCGGUUUAUGAAAAAGCAGCCCAAUCAACGUUUUGAGGAGUCAAUGGCUGCUAAGCUGAUUUCGCAACUUGCUGAUGCCCUGAUUUACUGCCACUCGAAGAAUGUGAUCCAUAGAGACAUCAAACCUGAAAACCUGUUGCUUGGGGUUGACAACUCCUUAAAAAUUGCUGAUUUCGGCUGGUCCGUUCAUGCGCCGUCUUCAAGGCGAGACACUGUUUGCGGCACUCUGGACUACCUUCCUCCGGAAAUGGUGGCCGGGCACACUCACGACGAAAAGGUUGACAUUUGGAGUGUUGGAAUAUUGUGCUUCGAGUUCUUGGUUGGAAAGCCACCUUUCGAAGCCAAAGAUUACGACGCCACCUACAACAACAUUCUUCAAGCUCCUGUUCAUUUCCCACCCCACGUCUCCGAAUCAGCUCAAGAUCUCAUAAUUAAAGUGUUGCAGAGAAAACCAAGUCGGCGUCUGCCCCUUGCCGAGAUCUUGAAGCAUGAGUGGGUGGUGAAAUAUUCUCAGGAAAACAAGUCGACCACCAAAAAUCCGUCGGCCCCGACGGCUGAAAAUAAGUGAGAUGCAUAGGAAAGCUCAGAUUGUAAUUUAUAGUAAUAAGAUCUAUGCUUUAUUGGACAAUCAAUACACUUAAUUACUCUUACAGCAAAUCAAGGAUCACAAUAACAAGAAAAAUUAGCCUGAUGAUAACACUGAAUACCAAUGGUUGCGAUGGUGGAUGUUAUAAUAUUUCAAUAUACAUUUUUAUUUUUCCUUUUAUCACUGUCGAUGAUGUUGAUGUCAAACCAACACAGCAUUCACUCUUGUGUGUUCCGAACUGCAAUUGUAUCUGCAUUUUAGCAGCAGCGUUCUUUAAAUUUGCGUUAAUCGUAUAUCAUUUUAAAACUGACUUGUUAGAGAGAAAGAGGGUCGUCGAUCUGCGUGAACAAUUUUCUCCUCUUACGCUAUGGUAGUUACACUUAUUGUACAUAUGAGAUGAAACAAUGUGAGCUACAAGUAUAUUUUCAAUAAUUAAUAAGACUUCUUUCUUACUUAAGUUACACACCAUUGUAUUUUGCUUUGCAAAUUAUUUGAAAAAGAUAGAUCUUUGGCACUCAAAAAGUAGUUUUUAGCUUGGAAAAUGAUAAACAAGCGAAUGAAAAGCUGCGUGAAUUGAAAGUUAUUUGCAGGAGAAUUGUUCCACCGAGAGUUAUUGGAGGGUUGUUCCAAGAAUCAUGUAACAUGCCACGUAAUACGUGGUGACUUGUUCCACGCGAGUAAAAAUUUAUCAAAUGCAUAUCCAUAAAAGAUGUAAAUUUAUUUUAAUAUUUUGUUUAUUUUAUUACCUUAUUUCAAUAUUUUUUUUUU